Molecule: messenger RNA, 3002 nt
Organism: Culicoides brevitarsis
Lineage: Eukaryota; Metazoa; Arthropoda; Insecta; Diptera; Ceratopogonidae
Gene: Vav
Product: protein vav
Exons: 15
Coding region: 229-2607 (792 amino acids)
Biological process (GO): regulation of GTPase activity; cell migration
Cellular component (GO): cytoplasm
Molecular function (GO): guanyl-nucleotide exchange factor activity; protein binding
Source: RefSeq, a predicted model, not a curated record
GACCAAUUUCAAAGUCUACCGCAAUUGUUAACAAUAACUGAGUGUGGUAAAAAAUGAAAAAACUGAUAAAUCAUUUUUAAUUAGGAAAAAACUCUUCUAAACAUUUCAAAAAUGUUUUAAAGUAAAUUGUCGGUGUCCUCAACUAAUUGUUCUGUUCUUUGUUCAAGCCUUCACAUUGGCGUUUCAAGUAGAAUCUACCACAAAAACUAAUUGAAAUUUUAUUCAACAAUGGCAACCAAUGAAGAUUUGUGGAGAUUAUGCACAGAUUGGUUAACAAGAUGCAAGGUGAUUCCACCUGAGCAUAAAGCAAAUGCUCCUGAGAGUGAAAUAAAAGUGUUGGCAAUGGUUUUACGAGAUGGAGUAUUGCUUUGUUCACUGCUAACUGUUCUUGAUCCCACCAUCGAAAUCAAGUCAUUUCAUCGAAAACCUCAAAUGGCUCAGUUUCUUUGUUUUCACAACAUUUCAAUAUUCUUAGAAGCGUGCCGUACACACUUCAACUUAAAAGAAUCAGAUCUAUUUGAACCUUCAAUGCUUUACGACUUGACAAACUUCCAUCAGGUGUUGAACUGCCUUUCUAAGCUUUCUCUUUGUCGAAAAGUACAACAACUCAAUCCCGAACUUGAUGGAUUUAGUUCGCAAAUUGGACACGCAGACCGCAACCAUUCAGAUGAAGAGAUCUACAAGGAUUUACAUUCAACUACCACAGAAAACGCUAUUUGCAAUGGGCAUGAAGAACAUACUACUAAAGAAGAAGAAGUUUAUCAGGAUUUAUGUUCUAUACAAAAUUUGACACGAUUUCAGCUUUCUGCAUCAACAGUCAGUUGUGAGCAAAGAGAUUUCGUGGUGAGGGAGCUAUUAGACACUGAGGCCAACUACUUGGAAGUGCUCAAAGCUCUGAAUUUUAAGUUUAUGGGUCCGCUUGAAAAACUCCUUUCACAGGAAGAAUUAUCAACAAUAUUUUUUUGUGUCAAGGAUCUCGCUGAUAUUCAUUCGAAGUUUUUAGAAAGAUUAAACGAUUCAGUUAUUUCCAAAGGAAAAACCAAAUUAAGUCAAGUUUUCUUGGAUUUUAGAGAACCAUUCUUAAAAUAUGGAAAAUAUUGUUCCAAUUUAAGUGCAGCUACUGAUCUACUAAGAGAUGUUUGCAAACGAAGUUCUACAGUUGAACAAAUGGUUUUGCAAUGCCAAAAAGAACACAGUGGUGGAAAAGUGCAACUUCGUGAUAUUUUAUCUGUGCCAAUGCAAAGAAUUUUAAAAUAUCAUUUAUUACUGGAUAAACUAGUGCAUGAAACGCUUCCUACUCACGACGACUACCGAGGCCUAGAACGAGCCAAAGAAGCAAUGGUAGAUGUGGCACAAUAUACGAAUGAGGUCAAAAGAGAUUCAGAGCACCUAGCCAUCAUACAAAAGGUUAAAGAGAGCAUUUUGGAUUUAAAUCUUCCAAACGGAAAUGAUUUAGAGCAGUACGGUCACUUGUUGCUAGAUGGAGAGCUACAUAUAAAAGCACACGAAGAUCAAAAAACUAAGAAUCGUUAUGCUUUCAUUUUUGAGAAGUUAAUGAUUCUUGUUAAGAACACAAAUACAAAAGUGGGAGAAGCACAAUAUACUUUUAGGGAAGCUCAUAAUUUGAUUGAUUAUCGUGUUGAAACAUGUGCUCCAACUAGACGUAGAGAUCCUAGGUUUAAAUAUCAAUUGCUUCUGGCAAGAAAAUCCCAAUCGACAGCAUUUACUCUGUAUAUGAAGCAGGAAACUGAAAGAAACAAGUGGAAUAAAGCAUUACAUGAAGCAUUUGAUAACUUGGAGCCUCCUGGCUGUCGAAAUACUGAUCACCAAUUCCAACUAUCAACAUUAGAACGACCAAUUAGCUGUUGGCACUGUUCCAAAUUUUUAAAAGGAUUAAUACAUCAAGGAUACAUCUGUAAAGUUUGUGGGAUUGGAGUUCACAAGGGAUGCAUAAGUUCAACGGGUCGUUGCAAACAAAAUAUGGCUCAGCCUCCUCCAGUAAAUAGACACCGUGUAAACCAGUAUGUAAACCAAGUUAUCUUAUUUUUUAACUUUUUCCAGAUUUGUGACCGUGUUCUUUCUGAAUUUUAUUGGUUUGUUGGAAAUAUGGACCGUGACACUGCUACGAUGAAACUAAGUACUCGUAAAGUAGGAACAUAUUUAUUGAGAGUCCGUCCACAAGGUGCUUCACAUUCAGAUGAAACUAUGUAUGCCUUAAGUUUAAAAACCGAUGAUAAUGUGGUAAAACACAUGAAAAUUUAUCAAGAAAAUGUAGGAGAAUGCGUUUUGUAUCUUUUAUCUAAACGUCGUCAAUUCAAAACAAUUGUUGAAUUGGUUUCCUUUUAUGAAAGGAAUGAUUUGGGUGAAAAUUUUGCUGGAUUAAAUCAAACACUUCAAUGGCCAUACAAAGAAAUAUCAGCAACAGCACUAUUUGACUUUCUGCCAACAGAAUCUAAUCAGUUAGAGCUACGUCGAGGCUGUCACCUUAUUGUAAUUGGAAAAGAAGGCGAUAGUAAGGGAUGGUGGAGAGGGAGGGUGAACUCGAAAGUUGGAUUUUUCCCUAAAGAGUAUGUCCGAGAAAACACUAAUGUUACAAAUGCUCUAUGAUAUAUUUCAAAGUUAAAUAUUUCUUAUAUUGACUUUGCGAAUUUCUCUUUAAUUCACUGAUGCAACUUUCGACAAAUUUUGAAAUCUCUCUAUUGAUUUAAGGACGUAAAGUCACACAACACGAAUAAAGGGACAUUUUAAUCUUGUUCAUUCCUUCUGAAAUAUUUAAUAUAUCCUAUAAUUGAUGGAUAUGCAUCUAUAUGAUUUUAUAGUGUACUGUACGCCGAAUUAGUAUAAUUCAGAUCGCCUGACUUUUAGGAAAGUAUGCAAUUGAAAUACAUUUUAAUUAAAAAAAAAACUGCGACUUUUAGAUAAUUAAUUUUGAAUAUGUGUCAGCAUUCAGUAUUUAUUAAAAGAAUAAUUGACAAAACGUGUAAUAAAUAAUCAUUAAUAUA